Mangifera indica (mango) is the source of this 3919-nucleotide messenger RNA. Its product is annotated as protein SMG7-like. Gene Ontology annotation, cellular component: telomerase holoenzyme complex. Lineage: Eukaryota; Viridiplantae; Streptophyta; Magnoliopsida; Sapindales; Anacardiaceae. The transcript is spliced from 8 exons. Gene Ontology annotation, biological process: nuclear-transcribed mRNA catabolic process, nonsense-mediated decay. Gene Ontology annotation, molecular function: protein binding; telomeric repeat DNA binding; telomerase RNA binding. The coding region runs from base 227 to 3172 and encodes 981 amino acids. The record is from RefSeq and is a predicted model, not a curated record.
AGAGGAAAACACAUUGACAUCCCACUCCUCAUCCCCGAUUGGCCAGACCCACUUUUACCAAAUCCCAAAGCCACACCACCCCUCCCUUCUCUCUCUCCAGACAAACCCUAACAAUCUCCCUGCCUUUUCUCCGAUUCACCUACCGACGAUGAUCUGAUUCCAAAUCUCCCUAGAUCUGAUUCCCUCGAUUUAAUGUAAUUUGAAGUUGGCCGAAUAUAUUUGAUGGAUGAUGAUAGUGCAGAUGGAUAAAAUGUCUGCUCCUUCGUCAAGGGAGCUUGUGCAGCGUCUUUAUGAAAAGAACAUUGAGUUGGAAAAUAAGCGGCGAAAGUCAGCCCAGGCACGUGUUCCUUCAGAUCCCAAUGCCUGGCAACAGAUGCGUGAGAAUUAUGAAACAAUAAUUCUUGAGGACUAUGCUUUUUCUGAGCAGCACAAUAUCGAAUUUGCAUUAUGGCAGUUACAUUACAAACGGAUUGAGGAACUGAGAGCACAUUAUAGUGCUGCUAUAUCUGCCACUAGCUCAAACACAUCUCUGGGUGUGAAAGUACCUGCACGACCUGAUCGAGUUCCAAAGAUUAGACUGCAGUUCAAAACCUUUCUUGCGGAGGCAACUGGUUUUUAUCAUGAACUUAUAUUGAAGAUAAGAGCAAAGUAUGGGCUUCCUUUGGGGUAUUUUUCCGAGGAUUCUGAGAAUCGAAUUACCAUGGACAAAGAUGGGAAGAAACAUGCUGAGUUGAAGAAAGGUUUGGUAUCUUGUCAUCGCUGUCUGAUAUACUUGGGUGACCUUGCAAGGUACAAAGGAUUAUAUGGGGAGGGUGAUUCCAAAUCUCGCGAAUAUGCAGCAGCUUUGAGUUACUAUUUGCAAUCUGCAUCUCUGGUACCCUCAAGUGGGAACCCCCAUCAUCAGCUUGCUAUAUUGGCCUCUUAUUCAGGUGAUGAAUUGACUGUUGUCUAUCGUUAUUUUCGGAGUUUGGCUGUUGAUACACCCUGUACAACUGCAAGGGAUAACUUGAUUGUAUUAUUUGAGAAGAACCGUCAGAUUUACUCUCAGAUGUUCAGGGACGUUAAGUUGUCUACUGCCAAGGAACAUCGACGCAAAGGAAGAGGAAAAAGUGAAGCAAAACUUGCAUCUAAAGAUACUGAUGUGGAGCCCAUUUCUGUGAAGGAAAGUGUGCCUAGCAUACAGGAGAAGCUUAAAUCAUUUUGCACCCGCUUUGUGCGUGUAAAUGGCAUUCUUUUCACUCGUACAAGUCUUGAGACAUUUGCAGAUGUUCUUGCUUUUGUUAGUAGUGGAUUAUGUGAUCUUCUUUCAUCUGGACCAGAGGAGGAGCUGAGCUUUGGAUCAGAUGCAGCUGAGAAUGCUCUUUUUUUUGUUAGGCUUAUCUCCAUCCUUGUAUUCACAGUUCAUAAUUUGAAGAAGGAAAGUGAAAAUCAGACUUAUGCAGAAAUCGUACAGCGUGCCGCACUUCUUCAGAAUGCUUUCACUGCAGUGUAUGAGUUAAUGGGGCAUGUAAUGAAGAGAUGUACUCAGCUGAGGGAUCCAUCUUCAAGUAUUCUGUUACCUGGUGUUCUGGUCUUUGUUGAGUGGUUGGCUUGCUGUCCAGAGAUUGCUUUAGGCAGUGAUGAUGAUGAGAAGCAGGCAACUGUCCGAACACAUUUUUGGAAUCAGUGCAUAUCCUUCCUGAAUAAGAUGCUGUCACUUGGGCCAAUGUCCAUGGAUGAUGAUGAAGACAUGACUUGUUUUUUCAACAUGAGCAGGUAUGAUGAAGGGGAAACUGAAAACCGACUGGCAUUGUGGGAGGACUUUGAGUUGAGAGGAUUCUUACCUCUUCUUCCUGCACAGACUAUCUUGGAUUUUUCACGGAAACGCUCCUUUGGAGGUGAUGGCAAUAAGGAAAGGAAAGCUCGUAUGAAAAGGAUUCUAGCUGCUGGGAAGGCUUUGGCAACCGUAGUUACCAUUGACCAAAAGACAGUAUUUUUUGAUUCAAGGGCGAAGAAAUUUGUUAUUGGUGUUGAGCCUUUGGAUGAUGUAACGUUCAGCUCCUACACAAACAUGUCCAAAUCAAAUGAUAUAAUAGGAGAAAAUCAAACUGAGAAAAAGAUGAAUUUGGGUGUUGUGCAUGUGAACCCACAGCUUUACGUGGAUGGGGAGGAGGAUGAAGUGAUUGUUUUUAAGCCAGUAGUGACAGAGAAGAGAGCUGAUGUGAUUGGCUCAAACCAGAUGACCUUUGAUGGCUUGAAGCCUGGUCAUAGUGCAUCCGCUGGUGACCUGCAAUUGUACAGUGGUCCUGUUUCGGCUCCUAUAGCUAACCUUUGUCAGCCAGCUAUUACUCUUGAUAAUAGUUCACAAGAUCCUGUAUCUGUUGCUAGUAUCCUACCUCAGCAGUGCCAGCCAUUUCAAUUGCAUACUUCAAACCGUUUAAUGGAAGAAGAGGCUUCUCUUGAUAAUAGCUUUAAAGGUUUGAGGGUCACAGAAAAUGGGCAUGUCUUGAAACAUGAUUUGCAGGAAAAUAUGGGUGUUUCGCUUCCAGCGGUAGGGCUGGUUCCAAUUCAACAAUCUGUUAAUGCUAGUUCUAGUAGUUUGUUCUACAGUCAUUUGAAAGGGCCAGAAGCUAUGAUUCCACCCAAGAUUGAUGCAGUUGCAUCUUCUGGAGUGGCUUUUGACAGUUUGGCUGUAAAAGCUUCAUCAGCUUUGCCAGCAGGCCAGAGGAAAAAUCCAGUUAGCCGCCCAGUUCGGUAUCUUGGACCUCCACCUGGCUUCAGUCCUGUUCCAACCAAACAAGUGACUCUACCAACUCUAGGUUCAGACUUGACCAGUGAGAAUCCUCUAAUGGAUGAUUACAGCUGGUUGGAUGGAUAUCAGUUGCCAUCUUCAACAGGAGGCCUUAGUUCCAUCAAUUAUCCAUUGCAUGCAAACCCUCAGUAUAUUGGUAACAGUAAUGGUAUGACUGGGACAGUCAGCUUUCCUUUUCCUGGAAAACAAUCUCCAGCAAUGCAGUUCCAGGUUGAAAAGCAGAAGGGUUGGCAGGAUUUCCAGACUCUUGAGCAUCUAAAAUUACAGAAUGAUCAGCAGCUGCAGCAACAGCAGCAACAACUCGUUAAUGGAAACCAGCGGUUUGCUCUGCCUGAGCAAUAUCAUGGACAGUCUAUCUGGGCCAGUCGUUAUUUUGUGUGAUAUCAGUUGAAAUCAUAGCUGUUAUUGAGAAUGAUUCUGGUUGAAGUAGCUGCAUUCUUUUGCUACCAUGUUCAAACUCCAACUUUGAGGUCUUCUCAGUGUUGAAUUUUAUUUUGUUGGAGCAUUGGUGGCCUUGCCUUUUUGCGGGCACUUGCUACUACAGAAUUUCACUGAGCUCUUUUGGCUGGGGAAGAGAAAUAUUGAAACAUCUUCUGGUGAGAAGUUUGUAAGAAGUAAUGAAGGCCUUAGGGGGUUACGAGGGUGGAGAAUAGAAUGUGUCAAUAUGAUCAUUAUUGGUUUUGAAGCUUGUCUCAAGGAGUGGUUAAAAAUAAGAUGGGUCUAUUCACUAUGCUUCUUAACUUUUGUAAUGGUCACCAUGUUGGAGUUGCGACUACCAGCAACCAAUUAUAUAAUAAUGCAAUGCAUUUGACCAGUUAUAUGAAAGACUAUAGCAUCAGGGGUCAUGUACUUAUUAGGAAGGCUUGGCUCACAGGUAUGUUUGGUUGGGUAUCUGAACUUGGAUGGUUCGGUGGGGUUUGUGAUUGAAGAAGAGCAGAACAUAUAUCAUAUUUAAUAUGUUGAUAACAAAUGUUAUGUUACAUUUUUAUGCUAUCAUCUUGCUUGCGUAUUGUAAUUGAGGCAGAAGGCUGAGUAGCCGCUAUCACCUUCUUUAGCUUAAAUAAGCAUGUGAAUUGACACUAGCUGUGUUAAUGGUGAAACUAUGCUGAUGUCUAGAGUUUUCAUUUA